This is a messenger RNA of Meyerozyma guilliermondii ATCC 6260, 2421 nucleotides long. RefSeq lists its product as uncharacterized. NCBI's taxonomy places the organism in Eukaryota, Fungi, Ascomycota, Pichiomycetes, Serinales, Debaryomycetaceae. Gene Ontology annotation, molecular function: GTPase binding. The coding region runs from base 1 to 2421 and encodes 806 amino acids. The record is from RefSeq and is a predicted model, not a curated record. The transcript has a single exon.
AUGGCGCAAAGUGCUCCCCGAGUUGUCUCUUCAUUUUAUAUCUUGCCCCCUUUUAAUUGCACCAUGGACUGGGGAACUACGGCCGUGGACACCUCAUAUGGGUUUGGCGUGCCCGGAAUAGCGUCUCAGCAUUUUUCGGAGGUUACAAACCACAAAAAGCAGCUUCAAUUGUCGCUCGAAAAUCACGUUGAUGACAACGGAAAUCACCAUGAAAAAUUACUAUUGGCGGCUUGUGAUGGAGACAUAGUUACCUUGGAAAGCGUUCUUCGCGCCAGUCCUCACCUUGUGAACGAACCGUAUCCGCUGGAAGAUGGAGUCACACCACUAAUUUAUGCCGUUUGCUACGAUCAACAUACCAUCGCCGAAGCACUCUUAUUCGACCAUCGGGCCGAUCCCGAUAUAUGUGAUACACUUUCGGGGCUGGGGUUCACCCCGUUUAUGUGGGCAGUCCACUUGGAUCUUGUGGAAAUGGCCCGCUUAUUGUUGAAUUAUCAGGCGGAUCCGUACGUUGAUCCUCGCGGAGAUGGCACCACAGCAGUGACACUUUUGAACCCAGAAAGGGAACAAAUGUAUGCUUUUUUCAGGUCACACAAUAUCACUACUGUGUUGUCGCAGAAGGAGGUAGAACAGGAUGUAAUUGGAUCGCUGUUUAACCAGAGUGGUUAUGAUGAUUUGGACGACAAGUUGCGUCUUCAAAUGACUGGAAUGACUCUCCAGGACCAUCAACAAAGCCUCGACGACAACUAUGCUUCCGACCGUGACUCGGUCAACUCGGAAUCGGACCCUCAUCUUAUCAAUGUCAAGGAUUUUGAGUACGAUCGGUUGGUGCCAUCGGAGUUCAUCAAGUUUACCGACUCCGAUAUUCCUCUGCUACUCGAUUACAUUUUCUCACUUCACACGAAGAAUGCUACGCAACACAAUACCCGGAUUCCCGCCGCCGUGGUAUUCCAACUCAUCAGAUACUCACACUUGAAGGUGCAUUCCAAUGAACUAACCACAUUUUUUUUCGACUGUUUUUUGACAAGAUUAAGACUGGUUACCCACACCACACUGGGAGUUUUGGGCGACGACAACGGCAGUGCUGGACGUGGGGAUAUUGUGCUCGUAAGUUACUGGCUACUGGUUGUUCAUUUUCUUCAUUUUUACCUCAGCAAGAACUCGCUCUAUAAAGAUUACCCACAGUUUCUCCAGGAGCUCGUGAACGUGACACAACUGCUCAUUGCUACUCUUUCGUUCUCCAUCAACGCUCGUCUUGAAACACUAGUGGAUGAUUGCAUGCUUAGGUUCACCAGCUUGGUGGACGUUUCAAACGUGACUUAUGCCAAGGACUGGAACUUGUUCAAAAAGAAAAAAACACACCCUAACAACUACGACGAUGUGCUCGAUAUGCUUUACCCACCUUCUCAGUCCGAAUUGAUGAAACCGCUGCCCAUUCGAUACAUCCAGGUUUUGGGCGCUCUUGACUAUGUGCUCAACUUGCACGAUAUUCAUUCACUCGUGCGGAUGCAAACCAUGUCGCAAGUGUUUUACACCCUAAAUGCCACUAUUUUCAACCGAAUCAUCACCCAAUCGAAACUUUGCUCCAGAGCGAAAGCCAUCCAAAUUCGACUCAAUGUCCUGGCUGUGGAAGACUGGUUGCGGUCUCAUAACUUCAAAGUUCCCAGCACCAUGAAUCCUGGGUUGAACGUAGAAGUUUCCAACUUGUUGAGCUGGGACAAAGAUGGUAAUGGGAACGAUCCUCAUACUCUUAACUUUUACUACGAUUCUCUCUUUGCUGUGUGUCGUCGUCAAUUACUCCCCACAGUUGAACUUCUCCAGUGGCUCCAAUGCAUGUCGUCGCUCGAUGAUGAAGACAGUCUAAUCACCACAAUCAACCAGUUUGAUGCACUCAACUACUACCAGCUUGUCAAAGUUGUAAAAAUCUACAAGUAUGAAGUUGACGAGACAAAAUUUCCCAAAGAAUUGAAUAACAUUCUCAAAGCUUUGCAGAAUGAACAGGGAGAAAACCAGAUUUCUCGCAGCCAUUUGCACUACAUGACACAGUCCAACUUUCUUCUGAAAGAGCUCUACGUUUCACUCAAUCCCAACUAUGUCUUUGCGGUUGCGUUGCCCAAUUUGGAAGAGCUCAUAUCGACUUAUGGGCCCGGAUUAGGCGGUAUCAAGACGAUGAGAGCGAGAAAGUACCAGCCAUCGCUUCCUAUGGAGGUUGCCGACGAUAUAGACGACAUUUUGACGAAGAACAAGUCAACGAUGAACGAUACCUACGACUACGAAGAGGAGGAAAAUGACGAAAGUGACUCAAAUGAAACCAAAACCCAUCAAGAGUUCAAGGGCGACGAGCUCUUCAAAAGUGUACAGUUACCAUCUUCGUUACUCCACAAAAACUGGGGAGAUGACGACCUCGAGGCCAAUCCGUGGUAG